Molecule: messenger RNA, 411 nt
Organism: Saccostrea cuccullata (small rock oyster)
Lineage: Eukaryota; Metazoa; Mollusca; Bivalvia; Ostreida; Ostreidae
Product: beta-mannosidase-like
Exons: 4
Coding region: 1-411 (136 amino acids)
Biological process (GO): glycoprotein catabolic process; carbohydrate metabolic process
Molecular function (GO): beta-mannosidase activity
Source: RefSeq, a predicted model, not a curated record
AUGUCGGCUCUCCGAGUUGCAUGGUUUGGAGGGUUGAUUUCAAUAGGUGCAUGUGUUAUUACAACAAGUUUAAAUGGAGUUUGGAUUGUGUCAAAUGAACAAAAGAACAUCAACAUUACUGGGCAGGUCCCUGGCAGCAUGUAUACCGCACUGAUAAAUAACAACGUAAUCCAGGAUCCAUAUUACCGUGACAACGACCUGAAGUAUCGCUGGAUCGGGCGAGAUGAUUGGAUGUACAGCAGGGUGUUUAAUGUGACCUCAGAAAUGAUGCGGAUGACCAAUGUUAAGUUGGUCAGUGAGGGGCUGGACACGUUUGCCACGGUCAUGAUCAAUGGUCAUCUGGUGGGGGAGACAGACAACAUGUUCCUCCAGUACGUUAUGGACAUCAAACCUUACAUCAAAAGUUUAUAA